Molecule: messenger RNA, 257 nt
Organism: Tuber aestivum (summer truffle)
Lineage: Eukaryota; Fungi; Ascomycota; Pezizomycetes; Pezizales; Tuberaceae
Source: the annotation of a GenBank genome assembly
UCUGGCCCGACCGCGAGGAUUUCGGACUGUCCUGCGGUGCGAGGGUUCGUCUUCUUUGUUGGCUGGAUUGGAGGGAAGGUUGGUUAGACGUGGGCUCGUUGGGAACGUACGUGAUUGAUGAGGGUGGUGAUGACAUGGGGGAUUUUGGAGGGGCACUCACAUCGUUGAACUGGGGCAGCGGAACAACGUAUUCCCGGGCCAAGCGGGCUUUCACUGGGGCAGUGAUAUCAUAUUUGACCAUUCGGGCAUAUCUGUUU